Messenger RNA from Papaver somniferum (opium poppy), 1518 nucleotides. RefSeq names its product cytochrome P450 76A1-like. Gene Ontology annotation, molecular function: iron ion binding; oxidoreductase activity, acting on paired donors, with incorporation or reduction of molecular oxygen; monooxygenase activity. The record is from RefSeq and is a predicted model, not a curated record. The coding region runs from base 1 to 1518 and encodes 505 amino acids. NCBI's taxonomy places the organism in Eukaryota, Viridiplantae, Streptophyta, Magnoliopsida, Ranunculales, Papaveraceae. The transcript has 2 exons.
AUGGCCAGAAUCACCACCACCGGUAGGUUACCUCCAGGGCCUCCAGGUUGGCCAGUUGUCGGCAACCUCUUCGAUUUAGGAACCAUGCCACAUCAAAAAUUAGCCAACCAUAAACAUAAGUAUGGACCGCUGAUUUGGUUACGCUUGGGUUCUCUUGAUACUCUUGUUGUGUCUUCAGUAGAGGCCACAAUGGAAAUGUUCAAAAACCAUGAUCACUCUUUCUGCAACCGUUACAUAAACGAGGCUAUGAAAAUUCGCGACACUUACAAAUCCACCAUUUCGCUGGGAGACUAUGGUUCGUAUUGGCGAAUGCUGAGAAGACUAUGCGCAAGCGAACUUUUCUCCCGCAAAAGCAUUAAUGGAACUGCACCUUUACGCAGGAAAUGUGUGGACAAGAUGCUAGAGUGGAUAACAAAUGAGGCAAAAGAGACUGGAAGCGGCGGCGGCGUUGAGGUGGCACGGUAUGUUUAUGCCACAUGCUUCAACGUCAUGGGUAGCAUCGUUUUCUCUCGAGAUGACCUUGUGGAUCCAGACUCCACUGUAGGAAAUGAUUUCUUUAACUUCAAUGCUGAGCUUACGGAGCUCGCAGUAAAACCAAAUUCAGCUGAUUUCUUCCCUUCUUUGCGUUGGUUAGACCCGCAAGGUUUGAAAAAGAGGAUUGGAGAGAAGCAGGCACAAAUUCUUCAGAUCAUUGGUUCAUUCAUCGAGGAAAGGCGAUGCGUGACAAAGGACAUGGACAGGAACAUAGAACUCGCACACAACACGAAAACGGAGAAGAAAAAGACGGAUUUCUUGGAUGUCUUGAUGGAAUUUGAAGGCAAUGGGAAGGAUGGACCAACUAAAAUUUCAGAUGCAAAUCUCACUGUCUUUAUUUUGGAAUUAUUUAUGGGAGCAACAGAGACGACAAGCACGACAAUAGAAUGGGCAAUGACAGAACUCCUCCGCAAUCCAGAGACAAUGAAGAAGGCCAAAGCUGAGAUUUCUCAAGUUAUAGGCCACGACAGGAAACUUGAAGAGAAUGACAUAAAAGAUCUACCCUAUCUAAACGCAGUAAUCAAAGAGGCACUGAGAUUACAUCCUGCUGCACCAUUACUGGCACCUCGGAUUGCUGUUACAGACACCGAGUUGAUGGGAUAUCGGAUACCCAAAGACACCAUGGUGUUGGUGAAUAUCUGGGGAAUGGGAAGGGACCCAAGUGUUUGGGGUGCUGAUCAUUUGUUGUUCAAACCAGAACGGUUCUUGAGUUCUAAUCUGGAUUACCGUGGACAGAAUUUCGAGUUUAUACCAUUUGGAGCAGGGAGGCGUAUUUGUCCAGGAAUCUCAAUGACUCAACAAAUGCUACCACUGGCCUUAGGAUCACUUGUCCAAUCUUUUGAAUGGGUUCUUGAGAAUGGCAUAACACCUGAUACUGUAGACUUGGGAGAAAGGAUGGGCAUCACAUUGCGUAAAGCCAUUCCCUUGAAGGCAGUACCAAGAUUGGUUACCCCCAGAAAGGGUUUCGCAGUGGCUAGUGUUUAA